CAUUCUCUCACUUCAUCGAUGGUAAUAAUUAUUAAGGAGGAUUAUUUUUGUUAAUGUUCAACGUUUUCCUACAUUAGCACACUAUGAAUGCCGCGGCACAGGCUCUAUCUUCAGUCAACUAGCUUGGUCCAAUGUUCAGACGGGACUGUAUCUAUGGUAUCAACUCCUAUGUGCCAGGAACCGUCGCCAGAGAUACUGGAACGCAGUCAAAUCACCGCCCUUCCUGAACUUGAUCCAUCCCUGCUCUGGGUGCUUCGGGCUUCUCCUGAAAUUCCUCUUGUACCCUAUCCUUCGCCUCUUUGUGUCUACGGACUCUCUACCUGAACCCAAUAUGUUGCUGGACUCGCGGACCCCUGAUGGAGCUCAUGACACGAAGUGGUGGCCGUACAAAUUCAUCUUCAGAAUCCAGCGAUUUGUCAAUCGUCAAAUCUUCAGCGGGAGGCGAAAUCCAUCUUCUGCGAAGGAAGCCUGGGAGACAUGCAGCAAUCCACUCAUCGGGACAGAGUCUAAUUAGUGCACCCCAAGGAACAGAGAUGGCACCUAAACCGAUUGAUAGCCCCCAUUCUUUACCGUUCAAGCGAACAAUCUCAAAGGCAUCACUACCUACGAAAAUGAUGAGGACUUGGCCUCCAAUCAUGAUGAGGUUGAUUAUGAUGAAGAAAACAUUGCGAUGGAGACCUUCAAAGACCUUUAGCUUGUUAUCUAGCCGACGGUCGCUAAGAUUUCGGUUAGUGAAGUAUUACUUAUCAAAGCUUCAUCACAUGCUUGAUUUCGUUGAAAAUUUGCAACCAGACAAAUGUGUUGAAGACGAGUGUCUUGAGCUGCUUGGUAUCACGUUCGGAGUCUCCGUACCAGCCUAAAAGGGCCUUGCCACCAAAACUUAACACAAAUGUGAUUGCAAGUUGACAAAUAGCCUGUCCUAUGAUCAUCUUGGCCAUUCUCAGCUUAAUGAGCGGUGCCGACUUUCGAUCUGGCUUCCGGUCAAGGACACUCCUCGUAGGGGGGUCUGUGGCCAAUGCAAGAGCUGCAAAGGUGUCCAUGAUCAAAUUGACCCAAAGGAGUUGGACAGCGUUGAGAACAAAUUCCUGCUUGCUGCUUGCAACCGCUGAGACAAAUGUCAAGACCACGGCUGUAAUGUUGACAGUCAGUUGGAACUACCAUCAUCCGAUCAGCUAAGCUUCACGGCUACCGUAUAUUCAAGCUCACCUGAAGAAACUUUUUGACAGAAUCAUUAACGGCACGACCCCACAUCAACCCCUCGACAAUGGAAGCAAAACUGCAAGUCAUCAGUGGUGUCCUGCUCUAGUAUACGAACCGCUCACUUACUUGUCAUCAAGAAGGAUAAUUGACGAUGCUUCCUUAGCCACUUCUGUUCCAGCAAUGCCCAUGGAGAAUCCAAUGUCUGCCAUCUUCAAAGCUGGCGCAUCAUUCGUUCCAUCGCCUGUCACUGCCACUGUUUCCCCGAGAUCUUUAAGGGUACGGACCAGGAUCCGUUCAUCCUCCGGGCUUGAGCGGACCAGGACUUGGAGAUAUCUCACCUUUUGUUUGAGCUCUUCAGGUGGAAGUCUUCGAAACUCGGGGCCUUUCAUCGUAAUGCCACCUUCAUGAGGACGGAAAAUACCACAUUUGGAGGCGAUAGCAGAGGCCGUUUGGAUAUUGUCACCAGUUACCAUUCUUACAAAGACGCCAGCCCGGCGACAAUCCUCAAGAGCACUGAUUACAGUCGGUCGCAGCGGGUCUUUGAUACCGUAGAUUCCAAUCAGUGUCAUACCUUGGUGCACAGCAUUGAAAUCUGCGUGGAGCGGGUUUUCCGGGGAGACGGCUCCCUCAGGUGGCCAGGAUUCGAAGUCGCGAUAUGAUGAUUCGAUGGUUCGUAGAGUCUGUCCGGCAUAGGAGCUAAUAAUCAUAUUGAUCAUGUCUCGAUCCGCUUCAGUCAGGGGAACAGACAUCGUUUCCCCUUCCGACACAUUCCCGAGACACUUGGUACACUGUUCCAGCAGUAUCUCGGACGCGCCCUUUGCGUAUGCGCGAUACUUUCCAUUGGGUAGCUUGACAAUUACAGCACUGUACUUGUUCUUGCUAUCGAAAGGUACUGUCUGCACGAUAUUGGCAGAAGAUCGUAUCUCUUGGAUUGGCCCAGCUCCUAGAUGAUCUCGGCAAUAGGUAAGUAAAGCAACCCCAGUCUUGGAACCGACGAAUGUCUUCUGGCCGUCCUGGUCACCUUCGAAGGCCGUUGAGUUGAGCACAUUGGACUGGAUGAGUAGAGUCUUGACUUGUUGACUUAGUCCAUUCACGAAGUCGGCGUCUGGGAUAUUGGGUACAGUGAGAGCUUUCCGUUCGAUGGACAAGGAAUUGUCCAUUGGCAAAUCAGCACUGCCGAAACUGGUUGUUUUACCAAUUGUUGCGGCAACUACCGUCAUUAUAUUCUGGGUAAGUGUCCCAGUUUUUAUCAGAGCAAACAGUCGUGGCAUUGCCCAUCGUCUCGCAGGCCUUGAGGAUUUGAACGAGAUUGUUGUCGCGGAGCAUCUUGACAGUCGCAAAGCUCAGUGUUAGUGUGACUGCCAAAGGCAAUUCUUCGGGGACAGCCACUACAAUAACAGUGACUGAGACGAUAAAAAUCUUCAUGAAUUCUUGACCCUUCUCAGAGGGAGAUCCGUGGUUGUUGGGAAGCUGAGCACAGAACUUGAUGAAGAGCACGACGAAUAACAACAGCGCGGCGCCCGUACCUACUUUGGCGAUCUAAUCGGCCAAGAUGUUGAGCUUCUUCUGUAGAGGUGUGUCUUCCUGUUCGGUGCGGAGGGCCAUUGAUAUUCGGCCAUAGCUGGAAUUCACACCCACAGCAGUCACAAAAAAUGUCCCAUUGCCCUCAUUGACCUUGCUUCCCGAGAUGAUGAAAGGAUCGAGCUUCUCUGCCUCCUUGGUGCCGAGUUUCUGGAUGACAUCGAACACAUCUGCUGCCGGUGUCUUUCGGAGCAGAUCCGACUCUCCAGUAGCUGAAGAUUCGUCACACUUGACGGCGCUGCCUUGAAUAAAGAUGCCAUCUACUGGUACGAUAUCCCCCGUGGCAAGAUGCAUGACAUCCUCGACCAUGACGUCGUUGAUGGAUAUCUCUUGGGACUUCCCUGAACGAAUAACAUUGACCAUACGAUCAUUGGUUCUCUUAGUGAGCCGGGUGAACUCGCUGCAUAUGCCAAUCGUUGAUCGUACCGACCAGCACAACAAUACUGCCCGCUCCUCAACAAUAAUUGCGACACCUUCAACCCACUCGACUCUGGGCUCCCCUUUUUUAUGCUCGCCUCCAAAGGUUUGGCAAAGGCCUAGAGCUAGUGAUAUAAUCGCCGCAAUGGUCAAGAGAAUGAGAACUUUGUCGUUAUAGGUAGUCCAGGCAAUCUCCAAGAGGGAUUUUGUCUUCUUAUCAGGAAGGCGAUUGUCUCUGAAGAUCUUUUUUCGGUCGCAAAAAAUCCUAGUAGAGUUGGAUUCUCAGGGGGAGGAAUAUGAACUGCUGCUUCAGCAUUACUCUCUGGUAUUACAUCACCAGCCAUCCCGUGUUUUGGUGUUCCUUUUGGCGCAACUUCGUGGAAUGCGACCUCUCCAGCCACUGUGGACUCAUCGGCGCUGAGGCCAGCAUUGCGAUCUGUAUGCAGUCCCUUCUCUAUACCAUCAAUUCUCCCAAGGGCAUAAAAGGCGUUGAGGCUCUUGGGAUUGAGCAACUUAGAAAGCUGGCCUGGGCUGAAGGCAAAUUUGCUUUUCUCAGUUCUGAACAUGUCUUCGGUGCCUGGGUCCGGAGUCAAUGCAUCUGAAGUGUCUAGUAGACUGGUUUCGGUGUGGCGACAUGGUCGUUUUCGGGGUAUUUGGCUUCCUGCGAUAUAUGAGGAGCUGCCAUCUUGACGAUGGUGGUGAGUGUCGGAGCUUCAGGGCCUAGAUAGAUAAUCGACUGACUCCUGAGAAAGCCUUGACAGCUUUUAAAUAGGAUAGUAUAAAAACAGAACAAGAAUGCCACGAUCAAGAGGCAUCCCUUUAUGUUGUGAGUGAA
Molecule: messenger RNA, 4033 nt
Organism: Fusarium verticillioides 7600
Lineage: Eukaryota; Fungi; Ascomycota; Sordariomycetes; Hypocreales; Nectriaceae
Exons: 2
Coding region: 357-860 (167 amino acids)
Source: RefSeq, a predicted model, not a curated record